Molecule: messenger RNA, 1546 nt
Organism: Cylas formicarius (sweet potato weevil)
Lineage: Eukaryota; Metazoa; Arthropoda; Insecta; Coleoptera; Brentidae
Exons: 7
Coding region: 821-1429 (202 amino acids)
Source: RefSeq, a predicted model, not a curated record
ACGAAAGUUCGCUAACCGACGCCACUUUUCCAAACAUGCAACUAGUUUUAUUGGUAGGUUUGGUGGGUCUGGUUGGUUUCGGCUCCGAAGGACGUGUCGUGCGUCCAGUGGUCGAGUUUUCGAGGAUGUGGCCCGUUGGUUCAUUGGUUGCGCUAACAAGUCUCUGGUUGACAGUCUUCCGGAAAUCGGCGUCUCUCAACAGAACCCUCUUCAUAUAACCAAUAUAUCAUUCCCUCUUGACUUGGGAAUUGUGCAGUAUCUAGAGGUUUUUGCCGCCACCAGAUUCGAAAACAACUUUACCAACUUAGUUUGGAACAAUCUACCUUUUUUUGAUAUCGAAAAACUGUACAGCGGCGGUUCGAAUGAGAUCGGAUUUUGGACGUAAUUUGACUGGGGAUUAUAUUGGAACAACUUUACCAUCACCGGCGAUUUCAACUGGUUCAAACCGGAACAGCUACGCUCCUGUGAGUAAUAAGUUUCGGGAACGCGUUAGAAGACGUCCACUCGUCUGGCAUAUGGAACAGUACCAUUGCCGAUGACCAACAUUCGCGGUUUGUUCAUGAUUUCACAUUUAACUACACGGCCAGCAGUUCGUCGCAACUGACGGGGAUCAGCGGCAGUUCCAAAGACACCGGACUUUGGACGCACUUUGAUUGGGGAUAACAUUGGAAUAGCUUUGCCUUCAUCAGUGAUUUCGACUGGUUCGUAACAGGAAACAACAUCGAAGCCCAAAACGGGACAGCUUCUUUAAUUCGUGCCUCCCAGUGGCCGUGUUUUCGAGGAUGUGGUGCGCUGGUUCAUCGGCUGCGCCAACAAAUCUAUGGUGGACGGUCUUCCGGCAAUCGGCGUUCCUCAACACAACCCUAUUCACGUGAGGAAUCUGUCGCUCCCUGUCGACCUUGGGAACGUGCAAUUCGAAAACAACUUUACCAACAUAGUUUGGAAUAAUCUGCCGUUUUUUGAUAUCGAUCAAUUGACGGGGAUCAGCGGCGGUUCGGAGGACUCCGGAAUUUGGGCGUACUUCGACUGGGGCAUACAUUGGAACGACUUUAUCAUCACCGGCGAUUUCGACUGGUCCGUAACAGGAUCCGACAUCGAAGCCCAAUCCGGAACAGCGUCUUUCUCGUUGACCAUAGAAAACAUCCACUGGUCUGGUAUAUGGAACAGUACCAUUGCCGAUGAGAACCAUCCCAGGUUCGUCAACAAUUUUACAUUGAAUUCCAAGAUCGAUAGUUCGUUGGCUGUAGUUGAUGGUACACCAUUCGACUCGCAGUUUGCACAGGCCAUUCAAACUUUGUCUGACACAUUGUUGAACAAUCUGCCGGCCACCGCAGUCCAGGCUCUGAAGGAUGCCCGUUUCAACGGUUUCUGGAACGAUCCGGAUCAUCCCGAGAGAGUUCAAGCGAUCAUCGAUCAUUGCAACGCUUAAAUCGCGUAUAAAUUUCGAUAAAAGUGGACAACUUAAUUAAUUAAAAUUUAGUCCACUUGUCCUAUGUUCACUAUAGCAAACAAACGUUGUUGUAAUUUUUUUUAAAUAAAUAACUAC